Dovyalis caffra is the source of this 528-nucleotide messenger RNA. Lineage: Eukaryota; Viridiplantae; Streptophyta; Magnoliopsida; Malpighiales; Salicaceae. The record is from the annotation of a GenBank genome assembly.
AUGGAUCAGAUGAAGGUGGUUUCGGCAAGCAAAGUGAGCAAGAGAUUUCUUCUUCUAGUAGCAAUCAUCGGUUUGAUGGUAACAUCAGCUGUUGCUAAAGGUGGUAGAGGUUUUGGUGGUGUUGUUAUCUUGGGAAGCGGCGGAGCUGAUGCUGGUAGACAUCAUGGAGCUGCUGCUGGUAGACAUCAUGGACGACGUAAUAACACUAGUGUCAAAACCUCAGCUUCUGUUACAUGGGAUAAUAGGCAUGUUGAUGUACUUGAUCCAUGUCUUCUCGGGGAACUUAAGAGAGAGCAUCCACACCGGCACCGGCGCAAGAAGGCCGAUGAGGAAGAAAUAGUUCAUGUUGGAGUACAAACCAAGACGUCCGAACAUCCGCAUUGGUCCAACCACACCCCAAAUGAUGGAGGCAUUGUAGUAAACAUCGUCUCCCGGACAUGUCCACGGGCUUCCUUCUGGCAGUUUCGAUGGAUCGCAGAUGUUUUCCACCGAUGUAAGGAGCCACCAAGCCGUGCCGAAGUAGACUGA